Messenger RNA from Theobroma cacao (cacao), 671 nucleotides. Its product is annotated as large ribosomal subunit protein eL27x-like. Lineage: Eukaryota; Viridiplantae; Streptophyta; Magnoliopsida; Malvales; Malvaceae. Gene Ontology annotation, molecular function: structural constituent of ribosome. The record is from RefSeq and is a predicted model, not a curated record. Gene Ontology annotation, biological process: translation. Gene Ontology annotation, cellular component: ribosome.
CGCCCCGUCUGUCACCCACUUGUGCUUUUGGGAGGACAAAACCGGGUGAAAAAACAAAAGCAGAGAGGAGCAGUCAUGGUGAAGUUCCUGAAGCCAAACAAGGCCGUCAUCGUCCUCCAGGGCCGCUACGCUGGUCGCAAGGGGGUCAUAGUCAAAUCCUUCGACGAUGGAACCCGCGACCGCCCUUACGGCCACUGUUUGGUUGCAGGGCUAAAGAAGUACCCGAGCAAGGUCAUCCGCAAGGACUCUUCCAAGAAGACAGCGAAGAAGUCCCGCGUCAAGUGCUUCCUCAAGCUCGUGAAUUACCAGCAUGUGAUGCCAACGCGCUACACUCUUGACUUGGACUUGAAGGACGUGGUGACUGUUGACUCUCUCCAGAGCAAGGACAAGAAAGUCUCUGCUUGCAAGGCUACCAAGGAGAAGUUCGAGGAGAGGUUUAAGACUGGGAAAAACAGGUGGUUUUUUACAAAGUUAAGGUUUUGAGAUCUGGAUUAUUAUUUUUGAAGAUUUUGAGGUUUAUGUAGUGCUUUAAGCUUUGUUUUGUGGUAAAAAUUGGAUCUGUUUUGUCAUAGAUAUUUUUGGGUUUUUGUUGUUACUAAUUCUAUAUUUCUGUUAUAAAUUUUUGUUUGGAUUUAAUGCCCACUUGGAAUUUAGCUCUUCUACUUUUGUUA